CAAAUCAGAGGUUCCAGUAGUGGCUGAAAAGAACCAGACGGUCGGAUAACACCAACAAGGCCAUGAGGAGCCGAAGCCAAAGAGUCGUGUAUGCAAAUACUUCAUGCCCAGUGCUGUAGCUAUGUCAUUGGCCGGCGAUCGACGUUAACUAUCUCCGUCCCCCGCGGGUGACGUAAAUAUUUGACUUUUGGAAAUUCACAAAACCUCGUCGACGCCUCGUCUCUGUGACUCUGUGUGAGAGAGAGAGAAAAAUGGCGUCUGUGCUGCUAUGGAGGGUGUUACCUCUGUUGGCACUGCUCGCUUCUUUUUUGUUCUUCUUCUACGUCCAGAACUCUUCCAAGUUGUCUCACAAGGAGUGCAGCCUUCUUCCUCACCAGAGUUAUUGGAUAACCAGCAAGCGCAUUGUGACACCACAAGGUGUCAUUUCUGGUGCAGUGGAAAUAAGGGGAGGGAAGAUUGCAUCCAUUGUUAAAGAAGAGGAUGGGCGUGGCAAUUCCAAGGUGGGGCAUAUAGUUGAUUAUGGAGAGGCUGUUGUCAUGCCUGGCCUGAUUGACGUGCAUGCACAUCUUGAUGAUCCUGGAAGAGCAGAAUGGGAAGGAUUUCCUUCAGGGACUAAGGCAGCUGCUGCAGGUGGUAUAACAACAUUGGUUGACAUGCCUCUAAAUAAUUUUCCUUCAACUGUGUCUCAAGAGACUUUGAAACUCAAGAUUGAAGCUGCAGAGGAGAGAAUUUAUGUUGAUAUUGGUUUCUGGGGAGGUUUAGUUCCUGAAAAUGCAUUCAACUCAAGUAUUCUUGAGGGUCUCCUAAAUGCUGGUGUUCUUGGUUUGAAGUCUUUUAUGUGUCCUUCGGGGAUUAAUGAUUUUCCUAUGACAAAUGCCAGUCAUAUUAAGGAGGGACUGUCUAUACUUGCAAAAUACAGAAGACCACUACUUGUACAUGCAGAGAUUCAACAAGAAUCUGAAAGCCACCUGGAACUUAAAGAUGGUAGCCAUGAUCCUCGUUCUUACUCAACCUAUCUUCAGACUAGGCCACCUUCAUGGGAGGAGGCAGCUAUUAGGGAGCUUGUAACUCUGACAAAGGAAACAAGGACCGGUGGCCUUGCAGAAGGAGCUCAACUUCACAUUGUUCACUUGUCUGAUUCAAGUUCUUCCUUAGAUCUUAUUAAGGAAGCAAAAAGUAGUGGCGAUAGCAUAACUGUUGAAACAUGCCCCCAUUAUUUGGCUUUCUCAGCAGAAGAGAUUCAGGAUGGAGAUACUCGAUUUAAGUGUUCUCCACCUAUUCGUGAUGCAGCCAAUAACAAAAAACUGUGGAAAGCUUUGUUGGAAGGACAUAUUGACAUGUUGAGUUCUGAUCAUUCUCCGACGUUGCCAGAACUCAAGAUGCUUGAUGAUGGUAAUUUUUUGAAGGCCUGGGGUGGCAUAUCAUCUUUGCAGUUUGUUCUUCCUGUGACGUGGUCAUAUGGCCGGAAAUAUGGGAUAACUUUGGAACAAUUAGCUUUAUGGUGGAGUGAGAGGCCUGCCAAAUUUGCCGGACAAGAACUAAAGGGUGCAAUUGCUGUCGGAAACCAUGCCGAUAUUGUCAUAUGGGAACCAGAUGUGGAGUUUGAACUCAAUGAUGACUAUCCUGUAUACCUUAAGCAUCCUAGUAUUUCAGCCUACAUGGGAACAAAACUAUCUGGAAGGGUGUCGGCAACUUUUGUAAGAGGGAACCUUGUCUACAAAGAGGGGAAGCAUGCUCCUGCCGCCUGUGGUGUUCCAAUCCUCGCAAAGUAAACGGUCUCGGUCUAUUUGACUCUUGCCCAUUGACUAGCAUGGUUUCAGUUGAAGGUGGACCAGUUAUGGCUGGGGCAAUGUCAGAGAUACAAUUCACCACCAGCAUUUGUUCCAGUCAGCAAUUUUGGUCCAAUGAAAACCCGAGGUUUUACACUGUUCGUAAUAGCGUUGAUUUCAGCUUCAGGCUUGGAUGUGCAUAGUUUGUUGCUUACCAAGAAGGUUUCUGAAAUUACAUGUACAUUUAUGGUUAGAUGUAAUGAACUCACUAUUGCUGUAAAGUAGAUUUAUUAUUAUU
Messenger RNA from Corylus avellana, 2067 nucleotides. RefSeq names its product allantoinase. Gene Ontology annotation, cellular component: cytoplasm. The record is from RefSeq and is a predicted model, not a curated record. Gene Ontology annotation, molecular function: allantoinase activity; cobalt ion binding; zinc ion binding. NCBI's taxonomy places the organism in Eukaryota, Viridiplantae, Streptophyta, Magnoliopsida, Fagales, Betulaceae. Gene Ontology annotation, biological process: allantoin catabolic process; purine nucleobase catabolic process.